AUGGUAGAAUCAACAGAGGCUGCAGUCUCGAUUGAAAAUGUAUCUAGAGGGGCCAUCCGGUUGUGGUUAGUAUCUCUUGUAUUGAUACAUCGACCAAACAUUCUUACUAAAUCUUACUAUCUAUACCUACCUACCUACGUUACGCCAACAGGAAAGACAACACUGUUAAAAAUCAUAUUAGGAAGAUUGAUACCUGAUUCAGGUAGAGUACUAGUGUUUGGAAAGGAACCACAUAGUGCAGGACACACUGUACCAGGUUCCGAUGUAGGUUAUGCACCACAGGAAACUGCUCUAUACGAUGAUUUGUCGAUUGCAGAGACACUUCAAUUCCACGCUACACUUCAUGGCAUGGACGAUCAAACAUUCAAAGAAAGAAAGGCUUGGAUAAUGACCUUUCUCGAUCUACCACCUGAAUCUCGUAUCGUCGGAACACUAUCUGGUGGACAAAAGAGAAGAGUAUCUCUCUCGGUUGCAUUAUUACAUGGUCCCAAAAUGUUGAUUCUAGAUGAACCAUCUGUUGGUGUUGAUCCAUUGGUAAGAUCAAAGAUUUGGAAUUAUCUUCGUGAAAUUGCCUUGUCUGGUGUGACUGUCAUUGUUACAACACAUUACAUCGAAGAGGCAAGAAUGGCCGAUCGAGUGGCUUUUAUGAGACAUGGUAGUAUCUUGGAAGAAGGUGUACCAGACAAAUUAAUGAGAAAAUAUAAACGUGAUACAUUGGAAGAUGUAUUUCUCUUGCUUUGCAAGUCAAGUGAUCAAUCAGUACUAAAUCAAGACAACAACAAUAAUUCAUACAACAAUAAUUUAGAAGCAACUACAAGUACUGAUUUCUUUGAUGUAAUGGUAUCCGAUAACAAUAACAAAGAUAAUAAUAAUAAUAAUAAUUCAAAAUCACCUGACAAUAAUAGUAAUGGUUUAAAUUCAGAAAAUGAAGAAAUUGAACCAAUGUAUUCAGUAAAUGAUAAUUAUGAUUUAAAUGAAAAGAGUUCAUUGUUGAAUCAUAAAGACCAAAGAAAUCAAUUUACAAAGAAUCUACAACAAGUAAUGGCAAUGGCCAAAAGAAAACUGACACAAAUCUUUAGAAACAAGGUUGUAUUGUCGUUUGAAUUAUUGUCACCAACCUUUCAAAUUGUUCUAUUCUUUAUUUGUAUUGGUUCAACUCCAAAGAAUUUAAAUUUUGCUGUUGUAAAUAAUGAUAUAGGAAUGGGAGCACCAUUUAACCUUAAUCUUGGAACACAAUAUAUUUCAUUCCUUUCUCAAUCACCUUUAUUUGAAAUUAAUUAUUUUAAUAAUACAAUUGAUGCCGUAAACUCUAUAAAGAAUGGUUAUAAUUAUGGAGCAAUGAUAAUACCAGAAAAUUUUACAUCAACUUUACCUUUAAGAUUCCAAGAUCCAACAGACACAGCAUUGGUUAAUCAAUCAAAUAUCAAUUUAUACUUGGAUUACAGUAACUAUCAGAUUGUAGUAUUGAUUGAACAACAGAUGCAAUUGUCAUUUGAAGCAUUUGGUGAAUCGUACAACAUGAGUCUAAAUCCAAUCAUUAUGGAACCGCCAGUAUAUGGUACAACGAGCACCAAUUUAUUAUCUUUCCUCGCUCCUGGUAUGAUAUCGCUAAUCAUUUUUGCACACUCGAUUGCCAUCACUGCAGUCUCGUUUGUCAAGGAAAAGAGUGAUGGAUCACUCGAUAGAAUCUAUGCAAUUGGAGUAAACACCAAGAUUAUUAUUGCUGGUCACUUUUUAGGACAUAUGGUACUGCUCAUUGUUCAAACUACAGUUCUCAUGUUGAUCACUAUAUUUGGGUUCAAGGUUCCUAUCCAAGGUGAUCUUGCACUUGUAAUUGCCAUGAUUAUGCUACUUGGUUCGGUUGGUAUGGGAAUGGGACUUGUUAUUAGUUCUGUCAGUACUCAAGAAACUGAAGCUAUCCAACUCUCACUCGCCACAUACUUCCCAACACUUCUCCUAUCAGGUGUAAUUGCUCCAUUGGAAUCGAUUCCAAAAUGGUUCAUUUGGGCGUCCUAUGGUUUACCAACCACUUGGGCUGCCAAAGUACUUCGUGAUUUAAUGAUCAAAGGUUCUUCCUUUGUUUAUCGUGAUGUUUGGAAAGGAUUUUUAAUUGUAAUUUCAUGGGCAAUCUUUGUACUUACACUAAGUACAUUUUUAAUGAAAUCGAAACAAUCAAAUUCUUCAUGGUUUAAAAAGAAAUCCAAUUAA
Molecule: messenger RNA, 2208 nt
Organism: Cavenderia fasciculata
Lineage: Eukaryota; Evosea; Eumycetozoa; Acytosteliales; Cavenderiaceae
Gene: abcG20
Product: ABC transporter G family protein
Exons: 7
Coding region: 1-2208 (735 amino acids)
Biological process (GO): transmembrane transport
Cellular component (GO): ATP-binding cassette (ABC) transporter complex; membrane
Molecular function (GO): ABC-type transporter activity; ATP binding; ATP hydrolysis activity
Source: RefSeq, a predicted model, not a curated record